Knipowitschia caucasica is the source of this 861-nucleotide messenger RNA. NCBI's taxonomy places the organism in Eukaryota, Metazoa, Chordata, Actinopteri, Gobiiformes, Gobiidae. The record is from the annotation of a GenBank genome assembly.
AUGUCCUGUGUGCUGUUGGAUGAACUCUGUGAAGUGGAUAUAAUCAGACCCCAGUUUACACUGUCGGCUCAGGACACUGGUCUCACUGGGAUGAAGGAAGGGCAGAUCCUGGGACACCUGGGGACAAGGGGACAUGUCAGACAGAAGAGGACAUGUCAGACAGAAGAGGACAUGUCAGACAGAAGAGGACAUGUCAGACAGAAGAGGACAUGUCAGACACAAGAGGACAUGUCAGACACAAGAGGACAUGUCAGACACAAGAGGACAUGUCAGACACAAGAGGACAUGUCAGACACAAGAGGACAUGUCAGACAGAAGAGGACAUGUCAGACACAAGAGGACAUGUCAGACAGAAGAGGACAUGUCAGACACAAGAGGACAUGUCAGACACAAGAGGACAUGUCAGACACAAGAGGACAUGUCAGACAGAAGAGGACAUGUCAGACACAAGAGGACAUGUCAGACACAAGAGGACAUGUCAGACAGAAGAGGACAUGUCAGACAGAAGAGGACAUGUCAGACAGAAGAGGACAUGUCAGACAGAAGAGGACAUGUCAGACAGAAGAGGACAUGUCAGACACAAGAGGACAUGUCAGACAGAAGAGGACAUGUCAGACACAAGAGGACAUGUCAGACAGAAGAGGACAUGUCAGACAGAAGAGGACAUGUCAGACAGAAGAGGACGUGUCAGACACAAGAGGACAUGUCAGACACAAGAGGACAUGUCAGACACAAGAGGACAUGUCAGACAGAAGAGGACAUGUCAGACAGAAGAGGACAUGUCAGACAGAAGAGGACAUGUCAGACAGAAGAGGACAUGUCAGACAGAAGAGGACAUGUCAGACAGAAGAGGACAUGUGA